CAAUGUUACACAAGUAAUGAACUUGUAAAACUAUAAUAAUAUUACUUUUUUCAGUAACGAGUAGUUGUAAGGCAUUACUCUCUGAAAAUAGUAAUAUUAUUACAGUAACGUCUUACUUUGUAAUGCAUUACACAAGGGAAAAACUGAGAAUGAAACCAAACCAAAACAUGCUAAGCAAACACACGCCCUGACACACACAUGCAUUUCUGCAAAAAGGGGGUGGAACGAUGUACUUGGCAGUUCAAAUAGCAGUGCCAGUCACACUAAAGUUUUUUCAGAGAGUGAACAUGAGAAGCUUUAAGCCUGUUACUGUGUCUUCACAAGAACGUAAGUCCAUUUUAAAUAUGUAUUUCUUGCAAUUAUGACAGAGGACUUGUAAUAUCCUUUAUGUGGUUAAAAUAAAAAAUCAAAAGCAUUAAACACUUAUUACAGGAAAAAAAACACAAAAAAUAAUAAUAACUAGAAAGCUUGACCCAAAUGUCAAAUUUUUCUAACCGUCCACAGCAUCAGGACCAUGGCAACAAAUGCAGAAGAGGAUCUCACUUGUUCGACCUGUUUGGAAGUAAAGAAAGAUCCUGUCACACUGCAAUGUAAGCACAGCUUUUGCCGUGCGUGUUUGGAGAAGUGGUGGAACGAGGAAAAAGGACAGCAAACAUGUCCACUCUGCAGGAAGAAGUGUCACUCCAUGGAUGAUCUGUUUAACUUUUCACAACCCUCAGUACAGUCAGAGGCCAUCUGUAAGUUGCACAAGGAGAAAAUGGAACUCUUCUGUCUCGACCACCACGAGUCUUUGUGUGACAUCUGCAAGGAUGCUGAAAUCCACUCUGGCCACAAGUUUUGUCCCCUCGAUGAAGCUGCAAAAAAUCAUGGCGAGAAACUGCAGGAAGCACUGCAGAAUGUGAAGGAAAAACUGAAAGAUUACAUUGAGAUCAGAGACAACUGCAAAGACCAGUCAGGUUAUAUAAAGUUCCAAAAGGAACAGACUGAAAGCAAGAUUAAGAAGAAUUUUGAGGAACUGCAUCGCUUUCUGCAUGAUGAGGAGGGGGCCAGAUUGUCUGCUCUCGGGAAAGAAGAGCAGAAGAAGAAUCAGAUGAUAAAUGAGAACAUUGAGGCUCUCAACAGAUACAUUGCCACUCUCUCAGAAAACAUCAGAACCACAGAGGAGGAACUGACAUCUACACCCUUUUACUUCAUGAAGAACCACCUGGUUGCAAUGAACAGAAUCCAACAAUUACCCGAAAAACCCAAGCUUCACCGAGGAACUCUGCUGGAUGAAGCCAAACACGUGGGAAACCUCAAAUUCAACGUGUGGGAACGAAUGGCGGACACAGUGUCAUACAGUCCUGUGAUUCUGGACCCCAAGACGGCCUGUCCAGCACUCAGGCUUUCUGAAGAUCUGACCCGUUUGAGUGUGAAGGUAGGAGAGCAGCAGUAUCAGAAGAAUCCAGAGAAGUUAAAGUACAGGAACACUGUUCUAGGUUCUGAUUUAGACAGAGGAACACAAAUCUGGGAUGUUGAGGUUGGAGACAACACCGAUUGGGAAUUGGGAGUGCUAGGAGAGACUUUGGGGGGACGUACAUCAUUAAAAUGGGGCAUUGGGUUUCGUGAUGAUGAAUACAAAAUGUUUUCACCACAAGACAAACCCUGGACCGAGAAGGUCCAAGUGAAACUAAAGAGAAUCCGUAUUCAUAUGGACUGGAACAAAAGAAGUCUUUCAUUGUCUGAAUCUCUCAGCAACAUUCACAUACGCACAGUAUCCAUGAGCACCUCAACUUGGAAAUUGUUUUAUUCAUGUAGUUUAACAAAAGUGUAUCCUUACUUCUUCACUACAGAUACAAGUCCUUUAAAGAUAAUACCACGCAAACCUUGUGUAACGGUAUAGGGGAAACCUCUUAUCUGGGGAAAUAAAUGUGUUUUGAGUACAGCCCUGCAGCACUAGACAUUGCCACUGGGGGCUAAGUUUAAAAGAGAGCCUCAUUCUAAACCCACGACGCUGCCAAAAUACCACUAUCUACUUGUGAUUUAUUUAUUUAUUUAUUUUUUAGCAAUGUUCACAGUUACUUGGAACUAAGGUUGUUCCGAUCAUGUUUUUUUGCUCCCGAACCAAUCCCUAUCUUUUUAGUUUGAGUAUCUGUCGAUCCCGAUAUUUCCCGAUCUGAUUGCUUUCUUUUGCUCCCGAUUCAAUUCCCAUCAUUCCCGAUAAUUUUUCCCGAUCAUAUACAUUUUGGCAAUGCAUUAAGAAAAAAAUGAAUAAAACUCGGACGAAUAUAUACAUUCAACAUACAGUACAUAAGUACUGUAUU
Messenger RNA from Corythoichthys intestinalis (scribbled pipefish), 2303 nucleotides. Its product is annotated as E3 ubiquitin-protein ligase TRIM39-like. Gene Ontology annotation, molecular function: zinc ion binding; ubiquitin protein ligase activity. Gene Ontology annotation, biological process: protein ubiquitination. Lineage: Eukaryota; Metazoa; Chordata; Actinopteri; Syngnathiformes; Syngnathidae. The coding region runs from base 515 to 1882 and encodes 455 amino acids. Gene Ontology annotation, cellular component: cytoplasm. The transcript has a single exon. The record is from RefSeq and is a predicted model, not a curated record.